Saccoglossus kowalevskii is the source of this 500-nucleotide messenger RNA. RefSeq names its product circumsporozoite protein-like. NCBI's taxonomy places the organism in Eukaryota, Metazoa, Hemichordata, Enteropneusta, Harrimaniidae. The record is from RefSeq and is a predicted model, not a curated record.
GAGAUGGUGAGCAGCCAGUCACUUUUGGAGAUGAUGAACAACCAGUCACUCUAGGAGAUAGUGGACAGCCAGUCGCAUUGGGAGAUGAUGAACAGCCAGUCAGUGUUGUGGGAGAUGGUGAACAGCCGGUCACUGUGGGAAAUAGUGAACCGCCAGUAGCUGUAGAUUAUGGAGAUGGUGAACAGCAAGUCACUGUUGGAGAUGGUGAACAGCAAGUCACUGUAGGAGAUGGUGAACAGCAAGUCAAUGUGCGAGAUGGUGAACAGCCACUCACUGUGGGAGAUGGUGUAGAUCCAGUCACUCUGGGAGAUGGUGAACAGCCAGUCACCUUAGGAGAAGGAGAUGGUGAGCAGCCAGUCACUUUUGGAGAAGAUGAACAACCAGUCACUCUAGGAGAUAGUGGACAGCCAGUCAGUGUUGUGGGAGAUGGUGAACAGCCGGUCACUGUGGGAAAUGGUGAACCGCCCGUAGCUGUAGAUUAUGGUGAACAGCCAGUCACU